AUGGCACAAGAUGUGUGUCCAGCUAGGCCUGAGCCUACGUUCUCCUUCACACAAGGCUUCAUCCUCGGUCAGAUCUCCGUCGUCCUCCUCAUCGCUGCCUUCAUAAAGUUCUUCAUAUUCGGCGACCCCCCUUCCUCUGAGGUGACAGCCUCCAUACGAGCGACCGAAAGAAGAUCGAGGACACUUGCGCACAAGAAGUCCCUCCUCAGCCUCAGGACGAGUGGACGCCCUCCUAGCAGCCAACACCAGCAUCAACAACAGCAGCAGCACCAGCACCAGCAGACGCCCGCCCUCAACAGGAAGAAGUCCAGCAUCCUCCGCUCCGGGCCUCCAACCCUGACCAUCGGCUCCAUACUACACAAAACAUACUACAAGGUCGACAGCCACCAGCCAGAGAGCCUCGACUGGUUCAAUGUGCUCGUAGCGCAGACCAUUGCGCAGUUCCGCAGCGAUGCACAGCACGACGACGCCAUUCUCGGGUCUUUGACCAAGGCACUCAAUAGUCCCUCCCGACCCGACUUCCUCGACGAGAUCCGUGUCACCGAGCUGAAUCUGGGCGAGGAGUUCCCCAUCUUCAGCAAUUGCCGCAUCAUCCCCGUCGAUGAGGAUGGCCUGGCCCUCCCGCCGGGCAGGCCCUUCGACGCCAACAUGGCCAUGCGUGAGGGCUGCCGCCUGCAGGCCCGCAUGGACGUCGACCUAAGCGACAUGAUCACCCUGGCCCUCGAAACCAAGAUGCUGCUCAACUACCCCAAGAAGCUCUCCGCUGUCCUUCCUGUCGCCCUGUCCGUGUCCGUAGUCCGCUUCAGCGGCACCUUGUCCAUCUCCUUCAUCCCCAGCAACCCCUCGCAGGAUACUCCCACCAUGAUGACAUUCAGCUUCCUGGACGACUACCGCCUCGACUUCUCCCUGCGGAGCCUCCUCGGCAGCCGCUCGCGCCUGCAGGACGUCCCGAAGAUCGCCCAGCUGGUCGAGAGCCGCCUGCACAAGUGGUUCGACGAAAGGGCGGUCGAGCCGCGCUUCCAGGAGAUUGCCCUGCCAAGCCUGUGGCCGCGGAAGCGGAACACCCGCGGCGGGGACGACUUCAUCGCUGAGGCGGAGAAGUCACUCGGCAAGGCAAAAGGUGCCGAGAUCAGCCGGGACCUGAGGGAGGAGGCAAGGACCUCGGAAUCCCUGAGGUAUCGACGGCGGCCAAGGGUGCAGGACGUCUUUGCUGUGUCUGGGGCCAUGCCUGGUUCCAUGCCGGGCGUGAACGUUGACAUGGGUUGA
Messenger RNA from Cryphonectria parasitica EP155, 1266 nucleotides. RefSeq lists its product as uncharacterized. The record is from RefSeq and is a predicted model, not a curated record. Gene Ontology annotation, cellular component: endoplasmic reticulum; ERMES complex. Gene Ontology annotation, molecular function: lipid binding. Bases 1 to 1266 code for a protein of 421 amino acids. Gene Ontology annotation, biological process: mitochondrion organization; phospholipid transport. Lineage: Eukaryota; Fungi; Ascomycota; Sordariomycetes; Diaporthales; Cryphonectriaceae. The transcript has 3 exons.